Molecule: messenger RNA, 2423 nt
Organism: Corythoichthys intestinalis (scribbled pipefish)
Lineage: Eukaryota; Metazoa; Chordata; Actinopteri; Syngnathiformes; Syngnathidae
Product: heterogeneous nuclear ribonucleoprotein Q-like
Exons: 10
Coding region: 188-2059 (623 amino acids)
Biological process (GO): CRD-mediated mRNA stabilization
Cellular component (GO): nucleus; CRD-mediated mRNA stability complex; ribonucleoprotein complex
Molecular function (GO): mRNA 5'-UTR binding
Source: RefSeq, a predicted model, not a curated record
AACACUUGCAGAGACCCUGUCACUACUUGCCCUGCGCGGAGGCCAUUUUUCGGCGUCAGAUCAGUAAAGAAAGAAGCUGCAAUUCGGCCGACCGGCACCAAAUUUUCUUUUUUUACCAUCUCUUUCUUUGGACUUCUCCUCCUUCCGGCGUAUCCGCAUCGCGUCGACGCCUCUGAUUUGCAGGGACAUGGCUACCGAUCACGUCAACGGGAACGGGACGGAGGAACCCAUGGACACGACGGCGGCGGCGGUCCAGCGUUCGGAACACUUUUCGGCCCUGUUGGAAGCAGAGUUGCCUCAGAAAGUGGCCGAGAAGCUGGACGAGCUCUACAUCGCAGGUCUGAUAGCGCACAGCGACCUGGACGAACGAGCCAUCGAGGCUCUCAAGGAAUUCAAGGAGGAGGGGGCCCUGCAGGUCCUGGUUCAGUUUAAAGACAGCGACCUGUCCCACGUUCAGAACAAAAGUGCCUACCUUUGCGGCGUGAUGAAGACUUACAGGCAACGUGAGAAACAAGGCUCCAAGGUGACGGAUGCCACCAAAGGUCCCGACGAGGCCAAAAUUAAAAAACUCUUGGACAGAACCAACUACACCCUAGACGUCACUACGGGCCAGCGCAAGUACGGCGGUCCCCCGCCCGAGUCGGUCUACACGGGGGUUCAACCCACCAUGGGAACGGAGAUAUUUGUGGGCAAGAUCCCCCGAGACCUGUUCGAAGAUGAGCUGGUUCCUCUCUUUGAGAAAGCGGGGCCCAUCUGGGACCUUCGCCUCAUGAUGGACCCUCUGAGCGGCUUGAACCGAGGCUACGCCUUUGUCACCUUUUGCACCCAGGAGUCUGCGCAGGAAGCCGUCAAACUGUGCAACGAUUGGGAGAUCCGUCCCGGCAAGCACAUCGGCGUGUGCAUAUCGGUGGCCAACAACCGUCUGUUUGUGGGCUCCAUCCCCAAAAGCAAAACCAAGGAGCAGAUCGAAGAGGAGUUCUCCAAGGUCACAGAGGGACUGAAAGACGUCAUCAUCUACCAUCAACCCGACGACAAGAAGAAGAACCGGGGCUUCUGCUUCUUGGAAUACGAGGACCACAAAACGGCCGCCCAGGCGCGCCGCCGCCUGAUGAGCGGCAAGGUGAAGGUGUGGAACAACCUGGUGACGGUGGAGUGGGCCGACCCCAUCGAGGACCCGGACCCCGAAGUCAUGGCGAAGGUCAAAGUAUUGUUUGUGCGCAACCUGUCCAACGGCGUCACCGAGGAGAUCCUGGAGACGUGUUUCAGCCAGUUCGGAAAAGUAGACAGAGUCAAGAAGCUCAAAGACUAUGCUUUCGUUCACUUCGAAGAGCGCGCCGGCGCCGUCAAGGCGUUGGCCGAGAUGAACGGAAAGGAGUUGGAGGGCGAGCCCGUGGAAAUCGUCUUCGCCAAGCCGCCGGAUCAGAAAAGGAAGGAACGCAAGCAGCGGCACAUGACUAAGACGCAAAUGUACGACGACUAUUACUAUUACUCGCCCCAGCAGCAGUCGGCGCCUCCCGGUAGGGGGAGGGGCGGCGGGCGGCGCGGCUACUCUUACGCGCCGGAUUAUUACGGCUACGAGGAUUACUACGACUACUACGGCUACGACUACCAAAACUACCGCGGCGGCUACGAGGACCCGUACUACGGCUACGAAGAUUUCCAGGGCCCCGCCCAGGGACGCGGCACCGCCCGGGGUCGCGGCGGUCAGGCCGGCCCCGCCCGUGGCCGGGGCGGCUUCGGCGGGCGUGGCGGCUCGGCGCCGACAGGGCAGCUCCGCGGAGGGCGUGGCGCCAGAGGAGGCUCGGCGCCGCCGCGGGGCGGCCGAGGAGGGGUACGUGGCGCGCGGGGCUUCCGCGGUGCAAACGUAGGAGGAGCGAAGCGCAAAGCCGACGGGUACAGCCAACCCGAUUCCAAGCGGCGCCAGCCCAAUAAUCAGAACUGGGGCUCCCAGCCUAUCGCUCAGCAGCCGCUCCAAGGCGCCGACCACUCUAACUAUUCCGGCUACAAAUCCGACAACCAGGAAUUUUAUCAGGAUUCUUUCGGGCAGCAGUGGAAGUAAACCACGGCUGGGCUGGGCUGGGCUCGGCUCGCAGCGCCUCCUUAGAGACUUAUUGGCUCCAAAUUGGUGACAUCUGGCAAGAGAUCUUUUUGUACAUAUUUCUAAUAUUCCACAGUAGUCGGGCGGCUCCGCUCCUUUUUUUUAAUGUUUCGUUUUAGCUUCUCGGUUUGGUUCCUAUCGUUUGUCUGAAUUUUGAACCCCUCUGCUUGCCAUGUUUUACUGAUGAAAGCAAUUUGUACUGUCACUAAGUCAUACGUGUCUUGUUAUUGGAAGAAAAGAAAAAAAGGUCCGUCAGGGUCCUAAGUUUUGGCUUGUAACGAUUCUUUGCUGUUUGUCUGCUUGAAUAAACGCGCACACAACCAAC